Molecule: messenger RNA, 933 nt
Organism: Vanrija pseudolonga
Lineage: Eukaryota; Fungi; Basidiomycota; Tremellomycetes; Trichosporonales; Trichosporonaceae
Exons: 3
Coding region: 1-933 (310 amino acids)
Biological process (GO): RNA processing
Molecular function (GO): ribonuclease III activity
Source: RefSeq, a predicted model, not a curated record
AUGCUGGCUGUCACCGACAAUAAGCUCACGCGCGCCGAGGUCGAACUCGGAGAAACUCAGCAGGAGCUGCUCCUGAUCAAGAGUACACUUGUCACGGGCAAUGGCGACCUCACUUCACCUCAGAACGAUGUGGUGUCUACCCAAAGCAGGCUCACCCAAGUCGAGGCCGACCUCAUCGCCACUCGUGACAAGCUGGAGAGCACCGAGAAGACUCUCGCCGAAUCCAAGGCCCAACUGUUCGCAGCUCGGCACAAGCUAGCCAAGGCCAAGCUUGCCGCAGUAAAGACAAAGCUGUCGACUACGGAGGAACAGCUCGCUGCUGUUCAGAAGGACCUCGUAGAGUCAAAGAAGGAGCAUGCGGCUACCCGCGAGAGAUUGGCCACUGCGGUUGAAAACGAGUUCAUGGGAGCCCAUGUGGCGUACAAUGCUCCUUUCCAAGAGAUCGGGAGGCGUGUCCGAGUGCGUAAGGGCUGGCUCCUCGACAAGGUCCUCACCCAUUCCUCGGCCACCCGAGACAAGGCCCAUUCGUAUGAGCUACUCGAGUACGCUGGCGACGAAUAUAUCAAGAUCGCCGCUAUUGAGGUCACGAGCGAAUGGCGGGAUGCGAAUAACUAUGAGCGACACCAUAUGCUGACGACCAAGACGGUUGUGGAGCUUAUGGGCCGCAAUACCACCCUCGCAAGGAUCACCCGUCAUUACGGGUUGGACCGAGACAUCGACCUCCGGGUUCGGCCCACCGAUUUCGAGAUGACCAAGAUUGAGGGCGAUGUCUGCGAGGCGCUAGCGGCUGCGUACUGGAAGGAAUAUGGUCCCGAGCACGGCCUCGAGAUCAUUAAGAACAUGAUCCGGCCCAUUUGCAGUUGGAUUUUCGACGAGAUCCGCGCGGGCAGGCUGUGGACCCACCAGCCCCGCGGUCGGCGCAACCGCCAAUGA